CAUUCCCUGAAGCGGUAAGUUGACCGCGCUAAAUCCGCUCUUUCCUCAGGCUAGGGUUUCGAUCAGAAGGACAGGGUUUUAAACUUCUUCCCCUUUUGCCUCUUCGAUCUCCGCCGCUGCUUCGGUCUAGUGUUCCUCCCUCCGGCCGCUGCCAUGGUCAUGGAGGCACCCCUCUCCGGCACGGCCAUCGCGAAGCGCCUUGCAUCGUGCAACAAGUCCACCCGCGACCGGGCCGUCCGCGCUCUCACCAGUUGGCUCCCCCAGCAGCUCGACGCCGCCGUCUCCGACGGUGACCUCCUCAAGAUCUGGAAGGGCCUCUUCUACUGCGUCUGGCACUCCGACAAGCUCCCCGUCCAGAUCGACCUCACCAACCGCCUCGCCUAUCUCCUCGAGGCCCUUGCCGCACCCCUCGCCGCCCGCUACUUCGAGGCCUUCAUCCUCACCGUCCGCCGCGAGUGGGCCGGCAUCGACUUUCUCCGCCUCGAUAAGUUCUACCUCUUGAUCCGGCGGUUCCUCCGCCACCUCUUCCUUCUCCUCAGGAAGAACGCUUGGGAUCUCGAUCUUUCCGCCCGCCUGAUAGGGAUUCUGUCGGAAAAAUCGCUUCUUGCUGCCGAUAAAUACCCGGCCCAGGGCGUCAGCUACCACUUCGCCGAGAUCUUCUUGGAUGAGAUUAAGGAGUUCCUCCCGCUCGCGGUGGAAACCCUAGACGUGCUGCUGAAGCCCUUCCUCUCUGUGCUGGAGAAGUCUACUGAUAAGGUCUUGGCGAACAAGAUCAAGGUGAAUGUUUUCGAGCGCUUGCUCCAGAACGGUGUGAAGCUAUUGGAUGUUGAGAAGGCUGGAAAUCAAGUGGAGUCUGGCAGUGACGCCGAGAAAUUUGGAAAAAUUCCUUUGGUGUUGAGCUUUUCGAAGAGGUUCUUCGACUCUGCUUCGGCUUCUGAGACACUUCAGGGCAAUAGGAAAGUCCUGUUUGGUUUGCAUGAAGGUUUUCUCAAAUUGGAGAAGGAUUUAGAGAAAUCCGGAGUUCAUAUCUCAGUCCAGCAUCUGGCAAAUGGGAAUUCAGUGAAGGUGCCCGAGCCCAUGUUCUCAGAUAACUCUGAACAAGUUGACGUGGACAUGGGAAAUGGUGAUGGGGCUUCAGACGAUCAGCCACUCAAGAAGAAGAAAAAAAAGGAGAAGAAGAAAACAAAGAAAGCAUUGGAUGGUACUCAGAAAAAGAAUAAGUCCAAAAAGAAGAAGUCUUUGGAUUCAACUACAGAAAUUAAUGAUGCCAAACCAUUGAGUGAGCUUAAUGAUCUUGCUAAUGGUGGGAAUAUUAAUGGGGAUGCUGCAGAAACGCAUGACUUGAUUAAUUUUGAUGAAUGUGUAAUCUCAAAUCUUCAGAAGCAGUUCGAGAAAGCUGCUGCUGAAGCUGGCUUGGCAAAUGAUGGCGAAAGAUUGAAUGCUCUGCCAGCAAAACUGGUUACUGAUACUGUGCCUAAGAAGAGAAAAAGAGCAAAGAGUGCAGAGGGGAAGGCCACUGUUAGUGGAACUGAUGUUAAUGGAGACAGCAUAGCUGGAAAGAGCGGAGAGAAGAGUGCAAAGAAGGUUCGGUUUUCAAUGAAGAGCAACUUGGUGUGGAAGCCUCACAGUCCUUUGCCUCCCCAGAGUUUGAGAUUGCCACCAUCUGCUACCCCGAGAGGUAGUGCACUGAAGAAAGGUAUUCCUCCUGGCCCUAUUAAAGAGACCCCUCCCACAGUUAAAAAGAUCAAGGUGAAGGCCAACUCCGUCAAGAAGGGCAGGAAGAUCUCCACUGUUUCUUCAGCUGUCAAGCACCUCCGGAAGCUACAAAGGCUUUCUGCAUAGAUCAGUGUUAUCAUUACGGACCUCAGUUAUCCACUUGUGCUGCUCAAGCUUUAGAGAAGUUGGAGACAUCAUUAGCAACGAUGAUUGCAAUAAUGUUCAUGACAAUCUAGACUGUGUAUAAUGAAGUCAUGUUUUUUCAGCCUGAGGAGCAAAUGAUAAUUAUGUUGGAAUUUUUGGAAUCCUUGCUAUUUCUGAAUAUGUGGCUGAGGGCAGAUCAUUGUGAAUGUAGGCUAUAAUGAAGGGGAACAUACUGAAGCCGCUGAGGGAGCAGGGGAACUUAUCAUUUAUAUUUCUUCCUGGAGACAGGGUGAAGAUUAUUUGAGAAUUUGAAUUUGCUUGUUUAAUUAAUCAAUUGUGCGAAUCUAGUUUAGAGUUUAUGAAUGUUGUUCUACAAUUGCAACACAUGCCAAUUGUCACCCUCUUCCAAGUUCUGUUCUUCAGUAUAUUAGUUUUUUUCCUUUGAGCUGCACAGAGAGAGAGAGAGAGAGAGAGAGAGAGAGACCUUUCUUCACUUCUAAGAGGGAAACAUAUCUAGAGUGAAAAUAACUAUCUUCUUUCGGAACUUAAGUAACUUGUCACUUGUGCUCAAAUGCUUCCAUUAUUUCAAUAUAUAAUUACAAUUAUGUAACUGCAAUUAGAUGCA
Phoenix dactylifera (date palm) is the source of this 2485-nucleotide messenger RNA. RefSeq lists its product as uncharacterized. Gene Ontology annotation, biological process: rRNA processing. The record is from RefSeq and is a predicted model, not a curated record. Lineage: Eukaryota; Viridiplantae; Streptophyta; Magnoliopsida; Arecales; Arecaceae. Gene Ontology annotation, cellular component: preribosome, small subunit precursor; nucleus.